This is a messenger RNA of Fonticula alba, 3445 nucleotides long. RefSeq names its product Ca2+ transporting ATPase, sarcoplasmic/endoplasmic reticulum. NCBI's taxonomy places the organism in Eukaryota, Rotosphaerida, Fonticulaceae. Gene Ontology annotation, biological process: intracellular calcium ion homeostasis; calcium ion transmembrane transport. The coding region runs from base 321 to 3329 and encodes 1002 amino acids. Gene Ontology annotation, cellular component: membrane. The transcript has 7 exons. Gene Ontology annotation, molecular function: ATP hydrolysis activity; P-type calcium transporter activity; ATP binding. The record is from RefSeq and is a predicted model, not a curated record.
GAGAAGACCCUCCCCUCUCGACCCUUUUCUUCGCAUUUCACGGUCCCCCCUGCCAGACCAGAGAGACCCCCUCCCCUUUCCUCUCCACAUCCCCCUCCUUCCUCCUUCUCCCCCCUACGGACAUUCCCUGGCGCACCAUCGGCGCCGCUCCCUCUGCUCUCCCCUCGCCCGGUCCCUCCUCCCCUCCCCCCACGAACUUCGAGGGAUUCGUCCACCACACGAACUCCUUCCGAGUGUCGAGCGUCACCUUCUGUGGCCCCUGACCCGCACCCGCUGGGUCUGAUUACGCAGCCACCAUCACCCAACCAGCAAGUCGCAGCAUGCCGGACGCCCAUGCGGUCCCGACCGAGGACCUCCUGGCGCGCUUCAAUGUCGACGCAAACAUCGGCCUGACCGAUGCCCAGGUUGAGGACUUCCGCCGGAAGUAUGGCCCCAAUGAGCUCCCCAAGCCCGAGAAGGUCCCCCUGUGGAAGCUGAUCCUCGAGCAGUUCGAAGACACCCUCGUGCGGAUCCUCCUCGGGGCGGCGGUCAUCUCCUUCAUCCUGGCCCUGACGGAGGACUCCGGCUCCGGGCUGGAGGCCUUCGUCGAGCCCCUGGUCAUCCUGCUGAUCCUGGUGGCCAACGCCGCGAUCGGUGUCAUCCAGGAGACCAACGCCGCCAGCGCCAUCGAGGCCCUCAAGGAGUACACCCCGGAUGAGGCGAAGGUCCUGCGCGGCGGUCGCCUCCAGCGCAUCAACGCCGCGCAGCUCGUGUGCGGGGACAUCGUCGACGUCGUGGUCGGCGACAAGGUCCCGGCCGACCUGCGCGUGCUGCAGAUCCUGUCGACCACCCUGCGCGCCGAUCAGGCCAUCCUCACCGGCGAGUCGGAGUCCGCCUUCAAGCAGUCCUGCCCGGUGGCCACGGCCGAUUCGUCCAUCCAGGACAAGACCAACCUGCUGUUUUCCGGCACCACCCUCACCGUGGGCAAGGCCCGCGGCGUUGUGGUGGCCACCGGCCCCAAUACCGCCAUCGGCCACAUCAGCCAGUCGCUGCAGGACAGCGACGGGGAGGACGAGAAGACCCCCCUGAAGAAGAAGCUCGAUGACUUUGGCGACAUGCUGUCCAAGGUCAUCUUUGUCAUUUGCAUCCUCGUCUGGCUGAUCAACUUCAACCACUUCACCGACGCCGCCUUCGGUGGCAACCCCCUCAAGGGCGCCAUCUACUACUUCAAGAUCGCCGUGGCCCUGGCCGUGGCCGCCAUCCCGGAGGGCCUGCCCGCCGUGAUCACCACCUGCCUGGCCCUGGGGACCAUGAAGAUGGCCAAGAAGAAUGCCAUUGUCCGGUCGCUGCCCUCGGUGGAGACCCUGGGCGCCACGUCGGUCAUUUGCUCCGACAAGACCGGCACCCUGACCACCAACAAGAUGUCCGUCAUCAAGAUGUGCAUCUUCGACGACACGGCCACCCCGGUGGAGUAUGACAUUGAGGACUCGCUGUACCGCCCGACCAGCCGCAUCCUGUCCAACGGCAAGGAGCAGAUCGACCUGGCCCUGAACAGCGCCGCCAUCGCCGAGCUGUCGCGCAUUUGCUCGCUCUGCAAUGACUCGGACAUCCAGUUCAACCCGGAGACCGGCGCCUACCAGGCCCUCGGCGAGCCGACCGAGGCCGCCCUCAAGGUCCUGGCGGAGAAGGUGGGCUCCUAUGACGCGGCGCUGAACCGCCACCUGCCGGGAAUGGGCCCGGAGAAGCGCGUCCAGGCGGUCAAUGCCCAUAUCGCCGCCGGCCACGAGCGCCUGGUGACGCUGGAGUUCAGCCGCGACCGCAAGUCCAUGUCGGUCUUGGUCCGGGAGAAGGCCUCCGGCCAGUGCCGGCUCCUGGUGAAGGGUGCCCCGGAGGGGAUCCUCGAGCGGUGCACGCACUUCCGCACGCACAGCGGCACGCGGGUCCCCCUGACCGAGGACAUCCGGGCCACGCUGGCCAAUCGCAUUCGUGCCUGGGGCACCGGGCAGGACACCCUCCGGUGCUUGGCCCUGGCCACGGUGGACCAGGCCGGCGAGCCGGACUCCUAUGACUUCUCGGAUGCCGGGCGCUUUGCCUCCUACGAGUCGGACAUGACCUUCGUCAGUCUGGUCGGCAUGCUGGACCCCCCGCGCCAGGAGGUGCGCGCGUCCAUCCGCACCUGCCAUGAGGCCGGCAUCCGGGUGAUUGUCAUCACCGGCGACAACAAGGAAACCGCCGAGGCCAUCUGCCGGCGCAUUGGGGUCUUCUCGGCCGAGGAGGCCCUCACGCACAAGUCCUACACCGGGCGCGAGUAUGACCUGCUCAGCGAGUCCGAGCGCAUGACCGCCGUCCAGCAUGCGUCGCUCUUUGCUCGGACCGAGCCGAACCACAAGCUGGCGCUGGUGCGCCAGCUCCAGGCCCUGGGCCAUGUGUGCGCCAUGACCGGCGACGGUGUCAACGAUGCGCCGGCGCUCAAGCGCGCGGACAUCGGCAUUGCCAUGGGCAGCGGCACGGCCGUGGCCAAGGAGGCCUCGGACAUGGUUCUGGCCGACGACAACUUCGCCACCAUUGUCGCUGCCGUGGAGGAGGGUCGGUCGAUCUUCAACAACACCAAGCAGUUCAUCCGGUACCUGAUUUCCUCGAACAUUGGCGAGGUUGUGUGCAUUUUCCUUACCGUCAUCCUCGGCACCCCCGAGGCGCUGAUCCCGGUGCAGCUGCUCUGGGUGAACUUGGUCACGGACGGCCUGCCGGCCACGGCCCUCGGCUUCAACCCGCCCGAUGUGGACAUCAUGCGCCAGCCCCCCCGGCGGGCGGACGAGUCCAUCGUCAAUGGGUGGCUCUUCUUCCGGUACAUGGUGGUCGGCCUGUAUGUGGGCCUGGCCACCGUCGGCGGGUACAUCUGGUGGUUUGUCAGCUACUCCGGCGGUCCGCAGAUCUCCUUCUGGCAGCUGCGCAACUUCCACGACUGCUCGACCCUCUUCCCGGAGGUGGGCUGCGAGAUGUUCUCCAACAUCAUGGCCCGCCAUGCGUCCACCAUGUCCCUGUCCAUCCUGGUGACCAUCGAGAUGUUCAAUGCCUUCAACAGCCUCUCCGAGAACCAGUCCCUCUUCGUGCAGAAGCCCUGGUCCAACCCGUACCUGAUUGCUGCCUGCGCCAUGUCCUUCGCCCUGCACUUUGUCAUCCUCUAUGUUCCCUUCCUCAGCCGGAUGUUCUCCAUCACCCCGCUCAACACCCAGGAGUGGAUCGCCGUCCUGUCCUUCUCCCUGCCGGUGCUCCUGGUCGAUGAGCUUCUCAAGGUCCUCAGCCGCUGGCGCAACGCCCUCCAGUCCCCGAACAAGGAGAAGCAGCACUGAUGAGCGGCCCUCCCCCCCUCCCUCCCCCCUGUCCCUUUCUCCACUCUCUUUGUGUGUACGAAAAAAAUGGGGCGCCAUGCCCCGCGACCAGAAAAAUACACUAGAUAAUUCAAAAA